Parascedosporium putredinis is the source of this 1632-nucleotide messenger RNA. The record is from the annotation of a GenBank genome assembly. NCBI's taxonomy places the organism in Eukaryota, Fungi, Ascomycota, Sordariomycetes, Microascales, Microascaceae.
AUGGAGCCACUUGAAAAUUCGCCAAAGGUCCCGCCGAGAUCCAUACCAAGAUGGAGACUCGUCAUCGACCAAAGCUUGAUCACGCAGGAGAUCCGUGACUGGCACUACGAAGGUUCUGGGACCCCGGCGGACCCGUUCGUUGUAGACUGGAUCGAAAAUGACCCACGGAAUCCCAUGAGCCUACCUCUAAUGCAGAGAUGGAUCCUCGUGAUUAUUCUUUCCAUAAGCACCAUGGCAGUCUCGCUUGUCUCUUCGGGCUACGUUGGUGCUCUCCCGCAAAUCAAGGAGGCCUUCGACGUCAGCGACAUCAUGGCCAUUCUCGGCGUGUCACUUUAUGUCCUCGGCUUUGCCCUGGGCCCUAUUUUGUGGGCCCCAUUCAGUGAGGUCUAUGGCAGGCAACUCAUCUUUCUCGUCACCUAUGGCGCCAUGACCUUGUUCAACGUCGGGGCGAUAUUCUCGCCCAACAUCCAGAGCAUGCUAAUCAUGCGAUUCUUCGCGGGAACCUUUGGCGCCGCCCCUGACCAACACCGGCGGGGUCAUUGCCGACAUUUUCCCCGCCGCGCAACGAGGCAUGGCCAUCAACCUGUUCGCCAUCGCCCCGUUCCUCGGCCCCGUGCUCGGCCCCAUCGUGGGCGGAUUCCUUGCCAAGCCGGAGGAUGGAAGUGGGUCCUCAUCCUCAUGGCGGUCUUCUGCGCCGUGUGCUGGGUCAUGUGUGCCGCCCUGGUGCCGGAGACCUUUGCGCCGCUGCUCCUCCGAAAGCGAGCUGAAAGGCUGAGCAAGGAGACGGGGAAGCAGUACGUGUGCCACUUUGACAUUUCCAAGGGGCGCCCGAGUUUCAUGGACGAUCUCAAGGUUUCGCUCGUCCGUCCCUGGCUGCUUCUCUUCCAUGAGCCCAUCGUGCUUGCAUUGACCAUUUACAUGUCCAUCGUAUACGGUACCUUGUAUCUGCUCUUUGCAGCGUAUCCAUUCGUGUAUCAGCACGGUCGUGGCUGGAGCCAAGGGAUGAAUGGCUUGGCCUUCCUGGGGCUCAUGGUUGGGUUGAUCCUCGGAGUUGUGUAUAAUAUGAUUGAUAAUUCUCGCUACACCCGUCUCCUCGCCGAGACGGGAAGACCGCCCCCAGAGGCGCGUCUCCUGCCAAUGAUGGUAGGCUCCAUCGUCUUGCCAGUGGGCCUGUUUUGGUUUGCGUGGACCAACUCGCCAUCCAUUCACUGGAUGUCGAGUAUUGCCGCGAGUACCUUUUUCGGAUUCGCAUUCGCCCUCGUCUUCGUCUCGGCCAAAAACUACCUCGUCGAUUCCUACACGCUCUUCUCGGCCUCGGCCCUCGCAUCGACAGUCAUCAUACGAUCCCUCUUCGCCAUGGCCUUCCCCCUCUUCACGCCGUACAUGUACAGAAACCUCGGCAUCCACUGGGCGAGCUCUAUACCGGCCUUCCUCUCCCUAGCCUGUGUGCCAUUCCCCUUUGUAUUCCAUAAAUUUGGACCCACGAUCCGGAAGAAGUGCAAGUAUUCCAGAGAGGCCCAGCUGUUCCUGGAGCGCAACGGAAAAGCCGAACACUCAGAGGAAGAACCGACGUCGUCCGAAGUAGAUACGACGCAGAUGCCACAAAAGGGUUCGGUGGAAGCCAAACUUUAG